Exaiptasia diaphana is the source of this 525-nucleotide messenger RNA. RefSeq lists its product as uncharacterized. The coding region runs from base 5 to 520 and encodes 171 amino acids. The transcript has 3 exons. NCBI's taxonomy places the organism in Eukaryota, Metazoa, Cnidaria, Anthozoa, Actiniaria, Aiptasiidae. The record is from RefSeq and is a predicted model, not a curated record.
GAAAAUGGAAAUUCUACAAAGCGAAAACAUUCCAUUUGACAUGUUUGGUACCCAGGGAGAGAAUCUUAACGAGGUACCUAUACCUUUCAAACAACAAAAGUCACCUGAAAAUAUCGAGCAUAAGUUGGUAACUGACUUGCUAACCGAAWUAGUCAGUACAGCCGUUGUACAUGUAUUCUCUCAGGAGAACAUUCCACAGAAAGUCGACAAGAAAGAUACCUCCCGCCCCUUCAGUGAUAUUCCCACCAGCCGUGCUGAGCUUGACAGACUUCGAAAAGAGGCAGCGUUGAGAAACUACGUUGGAUUUGAKCCCYUGCUACCAGUCUACCAGCCUGUUAUGUCCAUUCCUAUGGARCAGGUGUCAAACUGGAGUCUGUUAAAAACACGUCUUUCACAAAAGAUGCAAASUGUCACUACAUUUUUUAAUACAUUUAAAGGAGUAAAGUUCACCAUCACUCCCACAAUUCCAAAGGCCUUGCGCUUUAUCAAAACGCCCUUCAGCAUGAAGAUGAACAUGUAAAAGUG